Messenger RNA from Dovyalis caffra, 288 nucleotides. Lineage: Eukaryota; Viridiplantae; Streptophyta; Magnoliopsida; Malpighiales; Salicaceae. The record is from the annotation of a GenBank genome assembly.
AUGAGCUCGCAUGAUUUGUAUGAAGGUGAUGAAAUAAAUGCAAGAUUGGCUAAUUCAGAAGCUGAUGAUAUUCUUCAUGAUGCAAUAAAAGUCAAGGCAUUUAAUCGUGAAGAAGUCAUUAGGAUCCUGCCUACCGGGAGCAAAGCACAGCUCAUGGCAACUUUCAACCGCUACAGAGAUGACCAAGGUCCCCUUUCAAAACAGCAUGAGUCAGCGCUGUCCUCAUCUUUGACCUCCAUCAAUGAAGGUGUUUCUCCAUUAAGAGUUCAAUCAUCACCUUCCAUCUGA